Oncorhynchus masou masou (cherry salmon) is the source of this 2387-nucleotide messenger RNA. RefSeq names its product zinc finger protein 436-like. The record is from RefSeq and is a predicted model, not a curated record. NCBI's taxonomy places the organism in Eukaryota, Metazoa, Chordata, Actinopteri, Salmoniformes, Salmonidae. Gene Ontology annotation, molecular function: DNA-binding transcription factor activity, RNA polymerase II-specific; RNA polymerase II cis-regulatory region sequence-specific DNA binding. Gene Ontology annotation, biological process: regulation of transcription by RNA polymerase II. The transcript is spliced from 4 exons. Bases 268 to 1587 code for a protein of 439 amino acids.
UGGACGGGACGCUUCUUCGGGAACAACAACACGGAUACUAUUUCAACCACCUCGAUAGCUUGCUGGACAAGGUAAAACUGAAACAUUGACGUUUUAGGACAUGUUAAUGUACAUUAGCUAAUCGCAGUGUAUAAAACACAUUUCAGUUGACGUUAACUUUAACCUAAUUUGCUUGUUCAAGUUGCAAAUGUGUUAAAGAUUGAUUCUGAGCCUAGCACUAGGCUAAUGCUAACUAGCUUGCUAACUAGCUAGCUAACAUCCCUGACCAUGAGCUCAUUAAACUACUCAUCCCCUGCUGAAGAAGAUGAUGUCUGCUGUACGGAGAAAGAAGCUCUGGCGCUGAACAUUGUCGUGAAAGACGAAGAGGAGGAUAUUACAGUGGAAGGAGAGAAAGAUGCUCUGGCGCUUUACAUUGUCGUGAAAGACGAAGAGGAGGAGGAUAUUACAGUGAAAGGAGAGAAAGAACCUUUCAGAAUGGAAGAGGAGGAAGAAGAGGCUGUUAUAGGGAAAGAAGAGAAAGCAUCCUCUUCCUCUCUAAAAGGUUCUAUCUCAGUAAAGGUGAAGGAGGAAGAGGUUUUGGGAGUGAAAGAGGAGGAGACAGAACAUCAGAUUAACACCAGAGAGAGACAUGACUAUUGUGGAUCCUCUGGGGAGCCUCAACAACAUCCUGAUGCUGACGAGACAGAGAAGAGUCUCUCCAGAUCAGAACACCAGAUGGACAACGCUAGCCCUUCCUCCCUCCCGGAGUCCCCGUGUCGUGCCUCUCCCGGUAGCACGUUACUGCUGGGUAUGAAGAGGUUGUCUGUGCUGCUGGUGGACUACAGGAAAACAACGGGGCUGAGUGGAACUGUGAGAGGAGGAGAAGAGAAGAAAGGAUCAGAUUUGACACACCAAAGAGAAAGACCAGACACAGAGGAUCCAGAGCCAGGGACGUCCAAACCAGCAAGACGACAACAGUGCUCCCACUGUAGAAAGGGUUGGAACAGGUUAUGGGCCCUGAAACGACACGAGAAAAUACACACAGGGGAGAAGCCUUACCACUGCUCCCAAUGUGGAAAGAAUUUUAACAAAUUAGGGAACCUGAAACAACAUGAGAGAAUACACACAGAGGAGAAACCAUACCACUGCUCCAGGUGUGGAAAGUGUUUCAACCAGUCAGGGCAGCUGAAGCGACAUGAGAGAAUACACACAGGGGAGAAGCCUUACCACUGCUCCCAAUGUGGAAAGAAUUUUAACGUUUUAAUGACCCUGAAACGACAUGAGAUAAUACACACAGGGGAGAAGCCUUACCACUGCUCCCAAUGUGGAAAUAGUUUUAACGUUUUAAGGAACCUGAAACGACAUGAGAUAAUACACACAGGGGAGAAACCAUACCACUGCUCCCAGUGUGGAAAGUGUUUCAACCAGUCAGGGCAUUUGAAGCGACAUGAGAGAAUACACACAGGAGAGAAGCCGUACCACUGCUCCAAGUGUGGAAAGAGUUUCAAACGGCCUUGUCAUCUGAAACAACAUGAGAGAAUACACACAGGGGAGAAGCCUUAUCACUGCUCCCAGGGUGCAAAGCGUUUGCCCAUUUCGGAAGCCUGAAGGAACAGAUGAGACUGCACACAGGGCGGAGAAUGCUUACAAAAGCCCAGACUGUGGGAAAACAUAUUACUCAUCACAGUCACUUAAAUGUCAUGAGAGAAUCCACACAGGAGAGAAUAAUUACUUGUAUAUUAAUAUUUCACAUCUCAUUGACUUAAAAUUCAUCAGAGAACAUACACAGUGCUCCCGUUGUCUUAUAUUGUUGACUGACAAUGUGUUUACCUGUCUUUACCAGAUUAAAUUAAAUGGUACAGGGUAUACUCAAACAUAUAUUUGUUUGUUUGUAUUAGAAAACAUGAAGUGAGUAUGAACUCUGUCAGUUUGAAUAUAAAGAAGAUCAGGUUUCUUCUUUUAAACUGUCCUUUUUUAAAACUCUUUGUGUGUGUUUAUCUGGGUGUGUCAUUCCUCCAGCACUACAGAUAAUCAAGUGAUAUUUGGAUGUGAUGCAUUAGUUCCAUUGUUGACAUUUGCAUUGUUGGCCCACUGAUGAUUUAAUUCAAUGAAAAUGUUCAGACUCUGUAAUGGAAAAUGUUAAUUGUUUGUGUGUCCACAUAACUGAGUAUGUGACUAACCUUGUGAAACUGUCCUAUUAUAAGCUCCUGUUCUUGGGAGGAUCAUCCUGUGUUGCAAACCAGCUGCACCUGCAUCCUUGUAUGAAUAAAGUCCCACCCAGGAACAGGAAACUAUAAAGAUAUGUGCUCAUCACUCAAUGCUUCAGGAAUUCAGACUGUCUACACUGCGCUGUGUAACUCUGUUAUUCUCUCUGAGCUCAGAAAUAAAGAAUCUUGGUUUGACUUGGA